Nasonia vitripennis (jewel wasp) is the source of this 2528-nucleotide messenger RNA. It is a transcript of the gene Sil1, whose product is annotated as nucleotide exchange factor Sil1. Bases 857 to 2272 code for a protein of 471 amino acids. The record is from RefSeq and is a predicted model, not a curated record. NCBI's taxonomy places the organism in Eukaryota, Metazoa, Arthropoda, Insecta, Hymenoptera, Pteromalidae. The transcript has 4 exons.
CCAAAAACGGAAACCUAGGUAGGUUGUAAAUUUCGCAUUUUCGCGUGAGUAUUGAGUAUACAUACGUUUUCACAUAAAAUGGAAAAAGUUAACAAAAUGAAAAAUUGGGUUAUUUGUUGUAAACAUUGGAGUUUAGUAUUUAGUUGGAAUUUAAAAAAGAAAAAACUCAAUUUGAUCGUCUAAUUUAAUGAUGAACAAUAACAUACUAUACAUACAGCAUCACUUAAUAUUACAUAAAUAUGCGAAAGACUUUCAUCACGCUCAAUCAUCCCUUCUACAAUGGUACUAGUUUUUACGCGAAACAUCCCCAUCUUCUUCUCUAAAAUGUUACUUUGGCCAUCACCAGAUAUGCACUGAAAAUUACGAUCAAAGACAUUGCAUCAGCUGAGCUGGUCCAUUUAAGUAAGCCUCCCGCAGCCAACUCAGUCAUUUAACAUCGCGAGCUCGCAAAUAAACAAAAGAGCAGCGUAUCGAUAAGCUCCGAAAGGAAAGCAGAACACGUGCUAGUAGCAGAAGCGGCAACGUCGCGGCGCAACGCGAUUGGCAGCGAAAAGCCCAAUACGCAUGCGCGUCAGCUGACUUCUUUAUAUAUACUUACUAUACACAUCUCGUCCGCUGUACGCGAGACCGAGAGGGAGAAUAUAUAUACCUAUAUGGAGCUGUGGCAGUAGCGCAACGACCACACGAUGUAAAUACUCCGAGGGACACGUAAUUCACUUUCGAAUUAGGAGGAAAGUCGGCAGCGGCUGCUCGCAGUGAAAAGCCUGGAGCUUCGCAGUCAACAAGUGCACGGUGUCUCUCUCAGAAAAGCGCGUCAGGCGCAUCAUCGACGUGGACCAGCUGCAGAACCGACGACAUGCGCUGUCUUUUCGCGAUUUUCAUCCUGCAGGCGGCCUGCGGUCUCGUGGCUGUUUUCGCCGCCGACGGGGCCAAGAAGAACGAUACCGUCUUCGUGCCGACCAAAGAGUGGCAGACGGUGAAAAAGGGCUCUCCCAUUCCUGCUGGUCUCCACAUAAGACACAAUUUACAAACUGGAGUAACCGAAGCCAAAUUAAUGGAUGAGGAUGAAUCCGAUGAGAAAUCAGAGGAGAGUAUCGACACGUUGCAACAAAAUUCCUUGACCCUGCAUCCAGAAAAGUCUUUGACGGAUGAGGAAAGCAAUUUGGAGAAGAAGGAUGAACCAAUUGAACAGGCAAAAAUUCCUUUUGAAGAGUUGAAAGCUAUGUUGAAGAAAAUUAAGUCUGAUGAAUCUGAUGCUCUGUUACAGACAAAGAAUGUUGAUGAAGCUCAGUCAGAGAGAAAGAAAAAAUACAGGAGUUACUCUGAACUAAAAAAAGAGCUGGAAGCAUUAAACAUGAAUAUAUCUACUGACUCUGAAGUACUUACAAGUUUAUUCAGUCAAUUUGAGUCCUAUAAAGAAUCUUUGACUGGAGAUAGCAUGGAUGCCAACAAGGUUGAGGACAUACUAGAAAUUCUCAACAAUUUGGAAUACCUCAUCCAUCAAAUAGACAAUGCACAAUUGUUUACGGAUAUGGGAGGAAUGGCAAAAAUUAUCUCUCCAUCUCUAAACUCAACAAAUUGGGAAGUAAAAGCAGAAGCACUAAAACUGCUGGGUGCUGCAGUUCAGUCUAAUCCAAAAGUUCAACUGAAAGCACUAGAGAGUGAUUUUGUUCAAAAACUAUUGCACAUGCUGACUGUUCACAAUAAAGUUGAAGUGAAAUCGCGGUGUUUGUUCGCUCUUGGAGCUCUUGUGAGGCAUUUUCCUGCUGCUCAAAAAGCUCUCGUUAAUAACGGUGGUUUAGAAGUAUUUGGCAAGAUUUUAAUCGACGGACAGUCUCAAGUUCAGACUAGGGUAUUAAAUUUGAUCAACGAUUUGACUAUUGAGAGACAAAAUCUCAAAGAAAUUCAAGAUGAGCAGCAGAGACUUAGAAGAACAAGGGAGUACGAUUUAACGAAUUUCGAACCAAAACUGUUGAUGCACAGUUAUUGUCAAAAUCUAGUCGAUUUGAUGAUCAGGAGCUUGAGGAUAGAUUCUGACAUUGACGAUUUUCACGAAGUCAUCUAUGAGAGUAUGAUAACUCUCAGUUUUAUUUGUAAAGACGAUUUUGCAAGCAAGAAAAGGGUGCUGUUACCAGAAAUACAGAAAAUGUUGAUUAGGUAUCGCGAUUCGCCUAAAAUAAACGAGGACGGUGAAAACUUGAACUUACAUCAUCAGGAGUUGCUCGAGAAAUUACGAAGCAUCAUUAGCGAACAGCAACACGACGAGUUGUAGCAUUUGUUAACAAAGUGCUUAACCAUAUCCAUUGUACAUACCAUCGACGCGCACCUUAAGACAAAGUGAUUUUCGUUUGCAGUUGCAUUUAUUGAGGGGCGCGGUAGUGCCUCGAUGGCGAGUAUAAGUGUAAAUAUAUGUAAAUACAUUCAUGUACCGGCAUUGUAUUUUAAAGAUUUUAACGAAACAUUUCUAAUAAAAUAGUAUUUGGCUGGGAAAAUCGUUUCCUUGGCGAAAUAGUAAAAUUUGAAAAUAA